AUGAGGUCUAUCCUCCUCAUUCCCUGUCUCUUCCUGGCGCAAAUCUUCGCAGCACCAGCCCCUUACAUUGUCACAAGCUACGUCGAACUUUCCAUCUACACCUACGAAGCCGCCGAGACCCUACAAAGCACCACCUACUCCGCCGAACUACAAACCCUAUCCGUAGGCGUUAUACCCAAUGCUACUCCCGUCACAAAUGCCAUCAAAACCGUAACUGAUUCAUCGGCCUAUGCACACGUUACCAUUAUCGAAGUUCUUCUUCCCCCCGGCAGCGGCCAUCGUCCAACUUCCACAUAUGAUUAUUUUGCGACAACCACUACUCCCUCAACAAGCUAUGUAGUCCCAAUCACAUACACAGCAUACCCAAGCUGUACCGGGACUGGUCAAAAUUGGACAUACAUAACCAACGUCCCCAUCUACCUCCCCACAAUCAUCGCAAGCCUUCUUACCCCCUCCACACUCACCACAUCCGCCUCAACCUACACUUAUUACGAUGACCGCAUUAGUGUCCAAACCGUCGUACAAGCAAUCCUCGACCCGUCAGAUAUCGCAGCCGAUGCAUUGGUAAGCGCUUCUUCAGCCUACAUACCAUACUCUAUGGAAUAUUGCUACACUCCAACCACAACCUGCACCACCUACCUCUCAACCGCUACAUGCACACCCACGUGGGUAUACCCCUCAUCUCGUUACACUUCUGGUAGUGGUAGUGGCAGUGGCAGUAGCAGUAAUUCAUAUAAUUACAAUGAUGAAUAUUCCUGCGACGAAUACUACUGCGGAGACAACGCAUUACUUCUAAUCGCCAUCUGUGUGCCAGUAGGCUGGGUAGUCCUAUGGCUCCUGGUCGGUCUCUUCGAAUCAUGGCUCUCGUUUAAGGGAAUCAUGUUGGGUAAGAAUCGAAAGCGUGGAAUCCCAUAUGCUUGGUGUUGUAUUUCGAUGUUAUUUCUGUGUUGUACGGGUCCAACGUAUAAAGCGAAGAGUGUAGAGGAACAAGAGAGGUUGGGGGUGCAGUGGAAGGAAAUGGGAGUGGGUAAGAAAUUGGGUCUCUGGUUUAAAUGGGGGUUUAGAUGGAAGUAUCCAGAUAUGUUGGGGGAUGAACCGGAGAAGAAUAAGAGGGCUUUUAGGGAGGGCUGUUUGUAG
Messenger RNA from Sclerotinia borealis F-4128, 1137 nucleotides. Lineage: Eukaryota; Fungi; Ascomycota; Leotiomycetes; Helotiales; Sclerotiniaceae. The record is from the annotation of a GenBank genome assembly.